Molecule: messenger RNA, 1976 nt
Organism: Rosa chinensis
Lineage: Eukaryota; Viridiplantae; Streptophyta; Magnoliopsida; Rosales; Rosaceae
Product: aldehyde dehydrogenase family 3 member H1
Exons: 10
Coding region: 189-1664 (491 amino acids)
Biological process (GO): aldehyde metabolic process
Cellular component (GO): cytoplasm
Molecular function (GO): aldehyde dehydrogenase (NAD+) activity
Source: RefSeq, a predicted model, not a curated record
CCCUAGAAAGCAUUUUGAUCAGACGCACGAGACAAACAGAGACGCCAGCUCCUCUUUCAUAUCGCUCCUUGUUUCUUGCGUGCGAUUAUUCUUAUAUAUCUUUCCCAUCCCCCCACUCAUUAGGGCACGAACUAUAUAUUUGAUAUUCCUCGAAGCUCUUUGUUUGUGUGUAAUCUGUGGCCCUCGAAAUGGACACGGCGGAGGUGGUGCAGAAGGUGGUGUUCGAUUCGGGUGAGGCGGCGGCGAUGGUAGAGGAGCUGAGGGCGAGUUAUAGGUCUGGGAAGACGAUGAGCUACGAGUGGAGAGUGUCGCAGUUGCAGAAGCUGGAGAAGGUGACGGAGUUUCAUGAACAGGAAAUCGUUGAGGCCCUCCGGUCGGACCUGUCUAAACCGGAAUUCGAAGCCUUCGUUCAAGAGAUAGGCAUGUUGAAGAGCUCGUGUAAAUUGGCAAUCAAACAACUGAAGUCAUGGAUGAAGCCAGAGAAGGCUAAAACUUCAAUAACCACUUUCCCUUCGUCAGCUGAAAUAGUGUCUGAGCCUCUUGGUGUUGUACUAAUAAUUUCAGCAUGGAAUUAUCCUUUCUUGUUGUCCCUUGAUCCAGUUGUUGGAGCCAUUGCAGCUGGUAAUGCUGUAGUUCUAAAACCAUCAGAACUUGCUCCUGCCACAUCGUCAUUGCUUGCAAAACUAUUAGGUGAGUAUAUGGAUAGCUCUUCUGUGAGAGUUGUUGAGGGGGCUGUUGCUGAAACAUCUGCACUACUGGAGCAGAAGUGGGACAAAAUAUGUUACACAGGCAACGGAAGAGUGGGAAGGAUUGUGAUGGCUAGUGCUGCAAAGCACCUUACACCUGUCCUUUUGGAGCUUGGAGGAAAAUCUCCUGUUGUUGUUGAUUCUGGCAUCAACUUACAAGUUGCAAGUAGGCGGAUAAUUGCAGGAAAGUGGGGCUGUAAUAAUGGACAGGCUUGCAUUUCCCCUGAUUACAUUUUAACAACAAAAGAUUUUGCUUCUAAAUUGGUGGAUGCCUUGAAAAGUGAAUUGGAGAACUUCUAUGGGAAGAAUCCACUACAAUCAAAAGAUUUGUCUCGUAUUGUGAAUUCUAAUCACUAUGCUCGCUUGACAAAGCUGUUGGAUGAGGAUAAGGUUUCUGGUAAGGUCAUCCAUGGAGGUGAAAGGGACACAAGCAACUUGAGGAUAGCUCCCACCAUCUUACUCGAUGUCCCACAAGACUCCCUGAUUAUGCAGGAGGAGAUCUUUGGUCCAUUGCUUCCUAUUAUCACGGUUGACAAGAUAGAAGACAGCUUUGAUUUGAUAACCUCAGGAACAAAGCCACUUGCUGCAUAUUUGUUUACCAACAACCAGAAGCUGAAGGAUCACUUCGUAAGGAAUAUAUCUGCAGGAGGUUUGGUUAUCAACGACACUACCAUUCAUCUUGCUGUUCCCUCCUUGCCAUUUGGAGGAGUUGGGGAAAGUGGAAUGGGUGCAUACCAUGGGAAAUUCUCCUUUGAAGCCUUCAGCCAUAAGAAAGCAGUUGUUUAUCGAGGUUUUUCUGGAGAUGCUUCUGUGAGGUACCCUCCAUACACAAAGGGGAAGCUAAGACUUCUAAAGGCUCUGGUCGGUGGUAGUCUAUUGGGCAUAAUCCGCGCUCUAUUUGGAUGGUCUAAGGCUUAAAAAGGACUCUGUUUGUGUGCUUGAUGUAAUUUCUUCUUCGUAUUGUUAGUCUUCUCUUACAAUGUGGCAUUUCAGUUCUGAUUACAAUUGAACCAGGUUUGGUUACACAAAUGAAAAGGGAUAAGGUUAGGGUGAAAGAUGUAUAAGUUGUCGAUAAACGUUACAAGUUUUUCAGUAUUUCUAAGCAUCCGAUCUGGGCUUCUGCCAUUGUAUUCAUUUCUAAAGCUCUAAACACUGUUUAGUAUAGAAACAUCGGGUUUGUUACCCUGCAAUAUACAAGACCCCAAGCUACUCUUUCUUGGGUGAUAACUA